Messenger RNA from Lotus japonicus, 1355 nucleotides. Its product is annotated as probable long-chain-alcohol O-fatty-acyltransferase 1. The coding region runs from base 157 to 1203 and encodes 348 amino acids. Lineage: Eukaryota; Viridiplantae; Streptophyta; Magnoliopsida; Fabales; Fabaceae. The record is from RefSeq and is a predicted model, not a curated record. The transcript has a single exon. Gene Ontology annotation, biological process: lipid metabolic process.
AGUUUUGUUGAUUUGCAUAUCCAAUUCAAAAUAACUUUUUUGACUCAGCAAAAACUCACUUCCUUCUAUAUACUCCAUUUUUUUGAGACCAAGGAUCUCUUAUUGUUUCACUGCACUCUCAUUGAUUCAAGGGAGAGCGAGAGAGAGAUCAAGAAGAUGGAAGGUGAAAUUGAGAGGUUCAUCAAGGUAUGGAUCAUAGCCAUAACAUGUCUAUGCUAUUGCUAUUACAUAGCAGCCAAAUUACCAAAAGGCCCCUUGAGGCUCCUCUCUCUUCUCCCUGUCCUCUACCUCUUCCUCACCCUCCCUUUGACCCUCACUUCCUUCCACCUCGGUGGCCCCACCACCUUCUUCCUUGUUUGGCUCGCCACUUUCAAACUCCUUCUUUUCUCCUUCAACCAAGGCCCACUUUUCCCUCCCCCAAACAUCUUCCUCUUCAUCACCAUAGCUUCCCUUCCCAUCAAACUCAAACCACAUUCAAAACCCAACACAACAAAAAAAUCCAACCUAUUGCUGACGUGUCUCAAACUUGUUUCCUUGGCGGCGAUCGUGUGUUGCUAUGGUUACCGACAUAAAAUGCACCCGUGUUUCAUUCUGGUUCUCUAUUGCUGCCACAUGUACCUCGGCAUUGAGCUCGUGUUAGCCGUUAGCGCGGCUCCGGCUCGAGCCGUAUUCGGCUUGGAGAUUGAGCCACAGUUCGAUGAGCCGUAUUUAUCUACCUCGCUUCAAGACUUUUGGGGCCGUAGAUGGAACCUCAUGGUUACGAGUAUUCUACGCCCCACCGUAUACGACCCUGUUCGACGUGUCUCCACGCGCUUUAUGGGCCACGCGCGUGCUGUUUCCGUUGCUAUGUUGGCCACGUUCCUUGUUUCUGGCCUCAUGCAUGAGCUUAUAUACUAUUACCUCGCACGUGCGACUCCCACGUGGGAAGUCACGUGUUUCUUUGUGUUGCAUGGCGUGUGCACUGCAGCGGAGGUGGUGGUUAAGAAGGUGAUGCUCCGUCGUGGGUGGAGGUUGCACCGUGUUGUGUCGGGGUUGCUUACGGUGGUGUUUCUGGCGGUCACCGGGAAUUGGCUGUUUUUUCCUCAGGUGGUGAGGAAUGGUGUGGUUGAGAAGGGUAUUGGAGAGUAUGCAGUUAUGGUGGAUUUUGUCAAGGUCAACUUACUCUUGCCUUUGUCUAACUCUUACAAUAAAGUUCAGUUUUGAUUGGCAGAAAUUAGUUGUUCAAAUUCUGGCCAAGUUAUAGGUAUGUUAUUUUUGGAAAAUGAUGUAAUUCAAAAGUCCAUAUUUUGUGUUAUUUAUUCGAGGUCAGCAGUGGAUGGGUGAAUUUUGGCAGAUUUAACAUAUUACUUUUGAUA